AUGAAUCAAAAGAUGAUGUGGAACGAGAUCAUGUAUAGAGACAUUCUGGGCUUCUUUCCCACCUAUAUGCGUUCAUCGCACGGCAAAUGUGACGGCGCCUGUCUCGCACAGAUGGGAGGCCUGGGCUACACCGUAGUGAUGUGGAACCUCGACACCGAGGACUGGAAGAAUCAACCAGCUUCGAACAUCUGGAAGUCAUUUGAGAAGUUCAGCGCCGAACUUUGGAACCCAGAGCACAGCGAUUACGGUCGAGUCAUCACCCUUGCUCAUGACACCUUGCCUGCCACACUCGACCUGGCCAGGCACAUAUCAGCCAGGCCAAAGCAAAGAAUUUGA
Podospora anserina S mat+ is the source of this 336-nucleotide messenger RNA. RefSeq lists its product as uncharacterized. Gene Ontology annotation, biological process: carbohydrate metabolic process. The coding region runs from base 1 to 336 and encodes 111 amino acids. The record is from RefSeq and is a predicted model, not a curated record. The transcript has a single exon. NCBI's taxonomy places the organism in Eukaryota, Fungi, Ascomycota, Sordariomycetes, Sordariales, Podosporaceae.